UUUAAAACGAACGAUAUGAAAAGGCUAAGGGAGGCGAGUUUGGACUGCGCUGCAUCACAAUGAUUUCCCUACAUUUCCCAAACGCCGCGUCGUUCCGGCCAGCGCAAGUCUCCGGCGCCGGUCCCCGAAAUUACCAACAGCCCACCGAGUUUUUCGCUAGAAAGAAGUGCGUUUCGGUCUGUUUCGCCGGUAUUUCGGCGGAUUCGUCUCCGACUCAGCCCGGAAAGCCCGAAAUCGAGCUCGAAUUCAUCGGGCCGAAGCCGGGAAACGACGGGUCGUAUCCGGUGGAGAGCGCGAAGGCGAUAAGUGGAGAGAAGCUGCUGAGGGAUGUCAUGUCGGAUAACAAGGUCGAGCUCUACGCCACGUAUGGGAAACUGAUGAACUGUGGAGGUGGUGGAAGCUGUGGGACUUGUAUAGUUGAGAUUAUUGAUGGGAAGGAUCUUUUGAAUGAAAGAACAAAUACUGAACUCAAAUAUUUGAAGAAGAAACCGGAAUCUUGGAGACUUGCUUGUCAAACUAUAGUGGGAAAUAAGGAAAAUUCUGGCAAGGUUGUUGUUCAGAGGAUUCCCCAGUGGAAAAAGUAAUCGAUCGAGCAAUGGCGCCAUGUGACAUUGAUGAAUAUAAAUACGUAUAGCAAAUCGAGAAUUAUGAUGACGCUUCCUCCCUAAACUCACGGUAAUCACUUCGAAAUGCUUUAGAACAGAUUAAUAUGUAUAUCUCUCGCGUAUGUUAAUUGUUGUAAUACCAUCUGUAGACCACUUGAUGUUAAACAGGGGAUAAGAGUUAAUAUCUUGUCUUCAAAUUUCCUAGAAGUUAUCCAAAGGAACCAGAUAGUUCUUUGUUGUGCUGA
Messenger RNA from Pyrus x bretschneideri (Chinese white pear), 850 nucleotides. RefSeq names its product photosynthetic NDH subunit of subcomplex B 3, chloroplastic. Gene Ontology annotation, cellular component: mitochondrion. Bases 60 to 584 code for a protein of 174 amino acids. Lineage: Eukaryota; Viridiplantae; Streptophyta; Magnoliopsida; Rosales; Rosaceae. The transcript has 6 exons. Gene Ontology annotation, molecular function: 2 iron, 2 sulfur cluster binding. Gene Ontology annotation, biological process: P450-containing electron transport chain. The record is from RefSeq and is a predicted model, not a curated record.